Messenger RNA from Pipra filicauda (Wire-tailed manakin), 3862 nucleotides. Its product is annotated as protocadherin beta-15-like. Gene Ontology annotation, molecular function: calcium ion binding. Gene Ontology annotation, cellular component: plasma membrane. The transcript has a single exon. Gene Ontology annotation, biological process: homophilic cell-cell adhesion. The record is from RefSeq and is a predicted model, not a curated record. Lineage: Eukaryota; Metazoa; Chordata; Aves; Passeriformes; Pipridae. The coding region runs from base 272 to 2713 and encodes 813 amino acids.
CCGAGCCCGACCCAGCCCAGCUCAGCACAGCCAAGCCCAGCCCAGCUCACAACAGCCCAGCCGGGCGGAGCGGGCAGCGGCUGCGGCAGCGACCGCUGGGUCUGCCAGCCGAGCCUGGCACACCGCGGCUGCACUCCGGGCUGCGGAACCGACCGGAAUAUAGAGGGAGAAACAAGGCACCCGACCGCCGCCGCUUUCUGCGGGGACUACGCGAGAGAUCCGCGAGAAGGAGAUCGGACACCGCCGCCGCCGCCGCCGCCGGAGGAGGGCCAUGGCGAUGGCAAGGCAAGUGCUUUGUGUGUGUGCUUUGCUCUCCGUGCCGCUCGCUCGCUCGCAGCCCAUCCGCUACUCCGUGGCCGAGGAGGCGGACAGCGGCUCCCUCGUAGGCAACCUGGCGCAGGACGCGGCGCUGCCGCCGGCGCAGCUCUCGGCUCGCCGCGCCCGCCUGCUGGCCGAGGACGGCCGGCAGCACUUUCGCCUCGACCGCGCCAGCGGCCGCCUCGUCGUGGCCGACAGGCUCGACCGGGAGCAGCUGUGCGCCCAGUCCGACACCUGCACGCUCGCCUUCGAGCUGCUGCUGGCCGACCCGCUGCAGUUCUUUCGGGUCGAGGUGACCCUGCACGACAUCAAUGACCAUUCGCCCGUUUUUCCCGAAGAUAAAGUCACUUUUGACAUCCUGGAAACGAGCGAGCCUGGCUCUCGUUUCCCUUUGGAGGUGGCUUGGGACUUUGAUAUUGGCAGCAACAGCGUCCAGACAUACAGCAUUGCUCCCGAGAACGAGUAUUUUAGUGUCUCCUAUGGGAGUCGGAUGAAGAGCAAGAAGUAUGUUGAACUGGUUUUGGAGAAGUCGCUGGACAGAGAGGAGCAGGCAGAGAUGCAUUUCAGUCUCAUUGCUGUGGAUGGGGGCUCUCCACCCAGAAGUGGAACCACCCAAAUUCACAUUACAGUUCUGGAUGUCAAUGACAAUGCUCCCGUCUUCACACAGGAGGUGUAUGAUGUGCAGGUAUUGGAAAAUGCACCGGAGGGCUCUGUGGUCUUGACUGUCUUGGCAACAGAUCGGGAUUCAGGAAUUAAUGGAGACAUCUCCUACCAGUUCAGACAAGCAGUCAGUCAGAGUGAUUCAGCCUUUGAGAUUGAUCCCAUAACGGGUGAAAUUAAACUCACAAAGCCUCUGGAUUUUGAGGCAGCAGACACUCACGAGCUCAGUGUGAGAGCCAGAGAUGGUGGGGGCCUUUCAGCAAUCUGCAAGGUGUUGGUGGAGGUGUUGGAUGUGAAUGACAAUGCCCCGGAGCUGGUGGUCAGUUCCUUCAGCAGUCCCCUCCCCGAGAACUCAGCGCCCGGCACGGUCGUUGCCCUCUUCACCGUCAGGGACCGCGAUGCCGGGGCCAACGGCAAGGUCUCCUGUGCCCUCGACGAUCAGCUCGUCUUCUCCCUGCGCCCAGCCUACAAGAAUUACUACGAGCUGGUGACCGUCAGUGCCCUGGACCGCGAGGAGACGGCUCAGUACAUCGUGACGGUGACAGUAGCAGACGCGGGCUCCCCUCCUCUGACGAGCAGCCACACCUUCACCGUGGCCAUCUCGGACAUCAAUGACAACGCGCCUGUCUUCAACCAGAGCUCGUACACCAUGUACGUGCGUGAGAACAAUGUGCCCAGCGUGCUGGUUGGAGCCGUGAGUGCCGCAGAUGCCGACGUGGGGCUCAACGCCAAGGUGACCUAUUCGCUGUCAGCGGGGCAAGCGGCGGAGCGGCCUUGGUGCUCGUGCCUGUCGGUGAACUCGGAGAGCGGGCAGGUGUUUGUGCUGCGAGCCCUGGACUACGAGCAGCUGAGGCAGAGCGAGGUGGUGGUGAGCGCCUCUGACGCGGGCUCUCCCCCGCUGCGAGCCAACGUCACCGUCCGCCUGCUGGUGCUGGACGAGAACGACAACGCCCCGCUCGUGCUCUACCCGGCGCCCGACAGCGGCCCGGCCUCCAGCGAGCUGGUGCCCGUGUCGGCUGAGGCGGGCUACCUCGUCUCCAAAGUGGUGGCCGUCGACGCCGACUCGGGGCAGAACUCCUGGCUCUCCUACCACCUGCUCAGGGCCACCGACCCCGGGCUCUUUGCCGUGGCUGCCCAAAGCGGCGAGGUGAGGCUCAGGAGGCCCGUGACAGACAGAGACAGCGUCAAGCACAAGCUCGUCGUCCUGGUGCGAGACAACGGCCGCCCACCCCUCUCAGCCACCGCCGCUCUCAGCGCACUCCUGCUCAAGGACUUCUCCGACCUGCGCCAACCGCACGGCAGCCCCGCCACCGACGACCAGCCCGGCUCCCUCACCACCUACUUAAUCCUUGCCUUGGUCUCCGUCUCCCUGCUCUUCCUCGCCUCCACAGCAGCCUUCGUGGCUCGCAGGCUGUGCAAGAGAAAGGAGCUGAAGGCUGCCCACGGGCUUGACGGGGCCGACAACUUGCCGAGCGGCCUGGCCGAGGCAGCUGCUGCAGGGACCCUGCCCCACCCCUACUGCUACGAGAUCAGCCUCACCACGGGCUCGGGCAACAGUGAGUUCAAGUUCCUCAAGCCCUUCAUCCCCGGCCUGACACCACAGCCCUGGGCCACGGGUGGGGGCCCCAGUGAGGAACAGGUUUUCCCUUGUGUCCCUGUCCCCACAGAGGACGUGACACCCGAUGAUGCUGGGACUGUCUCUGCAGAACAGUUCAACCGUCUUUCCUUUAACUAGCACGGGGUCAGCACAGGUAGAGGUUUCAUGCCUCAUGAUAGGCAGGGAUGCAGGCUGCAGCCUGUGGGAAUGGUUUCUGCAGAAUAAAUCUGUAUUUGCAAUUGGCAUAACCAAAUUCUGGAAAACUGUAAGUCAGGGAAUGCUUGUGUUCCUCUAAAAACCAAGAAGCAAACAGAAUAAAGGGUACCAGAGCUCUUUCACUCAGACAGUAGUAGGUUUCAGACUUGAUUCAGCCAUUUCUGAGAGGCUUUAAGAAUGUGAUUAGAUCUCCCAGCUAAGCUCUUGUCUCUCUUGCUGUCACACAAGACAGUGGACCUCUUCUGUAAUGGAAUGGAGUAGCUAGGCAGCGAAAUCUCAUUCUUGCUGAAAUGCACAAAGGCCUUUUCCCAGCUCAGAUAAAUUAGGAUGUUGUGAAUAAUGUCAUAGAAUUGUGUAAGCACAGCACUCUUUCUUUCCUGGGUUCUGGAUGUGUCUGGAUGAGAUGUGUGGGCCCUGUGUCCUUUCCUCUCUUGACACAGGGUCUGUCUGUGCAUCCCUAGUGCUGCCUGAUGAAUUAGGCAUUUGCUCACAUUCUGCCAUUGUUAUGCAGGCCAUUCCAACCCAGCAGGCAAGGAGGGUAUUUUGACCCUUUCAGUACAUCAGUCUCAUCUUCUCUAUUGCAGAGUAGAGAGCAAAGUGCACAAUAAGGUCUUCCUUUGGCCUAUAGGAGGGGUUGGGUGUUCUUUUACCUUGCAAUACAGCAGCACAAAGAGUGUUGGGAUAGACUGUAACUGUACAGAGGUGUGAAAACAUGUUUGUUGUGUUUGAGGUGCAUUGCAUGAAAACUCCACGUGUCCUUCAAAGAACAUUUUCUGAAGGCACAAUCAAAAUGAACUGGUGGAAAGGACAUUGAAUUUGGUCUCCUCAUUGUUGUUCCUGAAUCCGGACGCCUCUUAAUGGAGUGGAAAGAUAUCCUCUCAUGACCUUCCAGUUUUAUGUGAGCACAUUUUCAUUCUCUGUUGACCUUUUCCCUUCUACUCCCUGAACUGUGUUUGAGCAUUUGCUUGCCUAUUCCUUUUAAAAAGGACUGUGACACCAUCUCUAAUAACUGAUUUUUUGAAUGAUGUCUGUGAGGAAUGGAAUAUCCAGAAAGCCUCACGCUGUGUUGUG